Molecule: messenger RNA, 1923 nt
Organism: Miscanthus lutarioriparius
Lineage: Eukaryota; Viridiplantae; Streptophyta; Magnoliopsida; Poales; Poaceae
Source: the annotation of a GenBank genome assembly
AUGCCCAAGCCCCACUACGCCGCUUCCUCACCUCCGCAUCCGCCGCCGCAGCAGCCGCCGCUCCUCCCGCUCGCGCUCGUCCCGCCGCGGCAGUGCCCGCUUGCCGCGGCCGUGCUGGCGCUGCUCUCGCUGCUACUCGCCACCGGGCUCUGGCUCCUCCUCGUGCUCUCCCCGUCCCAGGGGGCGCCCCCCGCCGCAUCUGAGCACUCGGCGCUGUCGGAUGCGCGCGCCGUGGCCGCGGCCGAGGGCCCCGGCGCGGCCUCGCCUCUCUCGCUCGGCCACAUCGUCUUCGGCAUCGCCGGGUCGGCGCAUCUCUGGCCGCGCCGCCGCGAGCACGUCCGCCUGUGGUGGGACCCCGCCGCGAUGCGCGGCAACGUCUGGCUCGACGCGGGCGCGCCCGCCGCGCCGGGGCCUAGCGCCCCCUGGGAGGGCUCCCUCCCGCCGAUCCGGGUGUCCGAGGACACCUCGCGCUUCAGGUACACCAACCCCACGGGCCACCCGUCGGGGCUCCGGAUCGCACGCAUCGCCGCUGAGGCCGUGCGGCUCGUCGGCGGAGGGGCGGGCGCGCGGUGGGUCGUGCUUGUCGAUGACGACACCGUGCUGUGCGCGGACAACCUCGUCGCCGUGCUCAGCAAGUACGACUGGAGGGAGAUGGUGUACGUCGGGGCGCCGUCCGAGAGCCACUCCGCCAACACCGACUUCAGCCAUAGCAUGGCUUUCGGAGGUGGCGGUGUCGCGCUCAGCUUCCCACUCGCCGCUGCACUCGCGCAGACGCUUGACGUGUGCAUCGAGAGGUACCCCAAGCUGUAUGGAAGCGACGAUCGCCUCCAUGCCUGCAUUACGGAGCUCGGCGUGCCCCUAUCCCGCGAGUACGGAUUCCACCAGUGGGAUAUCAGAGGCAAUGCUCAUGGGUUAUUGGCAUCUCAUCCAAUUGUUCCUUUCAUCAGUAUCCACCAUGUGGAGCUUGUGGACCCCAUAUACCCUGGAUUGAACUCUCUUGAGAGUCUGGAGCUGUUUACGAAGGCUAUGAAAAUGGAACCCAUGAGCUUCCUGCAGCGUUCAAUUUGUUAUGAUCAAAGCCAAAAACUUACAUUUGCUAUCUCGUUGGGCUAUGUUGUUGAAGUAUACCCCAAUGUUCUUCUUCCUCGUGAUUUGGAGCGAUCGCAGCGUACUUACAUUGCAUAUAAUAGGAUGAGUCAGAGAAAUGAAUUUGAUUUUGACACUAGAGAUGUUCAGAAGUCUUUAUGCAAGAAGCCAAUCUUAUUUUACUUGAAGGAUGUCUGGAAGGAUGGAAACAUAACUAGGGGAUCUUACGCACGAUCAAGUGCUAGGGAUGACCUCAAAAGAAAGGUGUUUUGCUUCCGGUCACCCCCUUUACCUGACAUAGAUGAGAUCCAAGUUUCUUCGUCUCCAUUAAGCAAGCGCUGGCAUCUGGACCAGCUCGUCUUCUACGUCACGCCCACCGACAUGCUCGCCAAGUUCACUGUCGAUCCCUCCAAGUCCCGCGUCCGCCUCGGCGGCCUCGUCCUCGAGGGCUCCGUCGCACACCCCUCGCCAUCCUCCCUCGAGAUUGAGUCCGUCGUCACGGACCUCAUCACCAACGUGCUCGUUCGCUGCGAGGGCGCGUUGCCUGGCCUUUUCCGCGAGGGCCACUCCGUCGUCGUCGAGGGCCUCCUCAAGCUCUUCACCGGCGACCUCCGCCGUCGCGACGACGGGAGGAAGGUCACCAAGAAGGCGCGGGAGUGCGCGUGCUUCUUGCGCGGCACCGAGGUGCUUGCCAAGCACGACGAGAAGUACAUGCAAAAGGAGGUCAGCGAGGCGCUCGAGCGAAACAAGAAGCGUCUCGAGGCCGAGGCGGCGAGGCCCGCCGCUCAAGGGUCCACUAUGGUCAUGCGGCGGAGAAAAGCAAAGGCAAGCUCGUAA